Molecule: messenger RNA, 408 nt
Organism: Spodoptera littoralis (African cotton leafworm)
Lineage: Eukaryota; Metazoa; Arthropoda; Insecta; Lepidoptera; Noctuidae
Source: the annotation of a GenBank genome assembly
AUGUCUAACACAUGCAUAUGGCACCCGUGCGAAGCCGAGGAAGAACUAGAGCUAACAGGAUCUCCGCUGAAGCUAGACCUGAGUCUGCACACAGUAUUGGAUGACACCAUGAUGACUGAUGAGCCUCAAUUGUGGACCAAGGAGGAAGGUUCUCAUGGUCCAAUUAGUCUUGAGGUGGCUAGAAAAAUAGCCAACCUAUACAACAAAAACCGGGACCAAGUAACAAUGGAAGAUGCAGUACCUCUUUGGAUAUUGACCAAUCCCGUUGAAGAAAGUAAACCUUUGUUGGUGACCGUACAAUCUGACAGUACUCACUUUGCAAGAGGUAUGGUAACUUAUGAUGGUAAUACGAACCAGGACGAUGUUGAUUUGGACAUGUUAGUCGAAGACUAUGCUAAGAGGGAUUGA